Messenger RNA from Zootermopsis nevadensis, 4652 nucleotides. It is a transcript of the gene Cow, whose product is annotated as Proteoglycan Cow. NCBI's taxonomy places the organism in Eukaryota, Metazoa, Arthropoda, Insecta, Blattodea, Termopsidae. Gene Ontology annotation, molecular function: calcium ion binding; extracellular matrix binding; collagen binding. Gene Ontology annotation, biological process: anatomical structure development. The record is from RefSeq and is a predicted model, not a curated record.
GUUAACGUUACCGAUUGUACAAGGGAGGAAACGGAAUGCGCUUCGUGCGUCUGCGUGAGCCAUUGAUUUUCUUAAUUUUAGUUCAACUUUCCUCCGCCAGAUGGAGUUUGGCCGUCACCUAUUGAGGCUCAUAUGAAACAUCUCGGUUGUUCCGCGUCUGUCAGUGUGCAGUGAAUUUUGUUUUGGUGGUUGGUUUAUUUCGAAAAGUGUGCAGUAUUGUAUAAUAGCUCUGAAGAAGUAAACGUUGUACUUAAAAGGCAAGAAUAAACAUUUGUCUCUGUUCGUUCUUCGACAGUGGUUUACUGCAAUUCGCAAAUGAAAAUCCUUUGGAUUAUUGUACUAUUCGGCUUCCUGGCCGCGGCGGUGGAAGCAAAAAGAAAACGAAAAUUCGAAGGCGAUUUCGAGUUUGCUGAAGAGGAUGAAUCCAGGAGUGCUGUGGGUGGCAGUGGGGCGCUAAAAGCUGCUGAGAAGAAGAGGUGGAUCCAUGAUCCUAAUAGUGAUCUGUGUCAUCCACUCAACUGCAAGAAGAAAGAAUUGUGUCUUCUGGAGGACGCCUUUACGGCCGUGUGCGUCAGUAAGAAAGAGCUGCAUAAGAACGGAGAUGUAGUGAUUCCGAAGUCAAAGUUCCUGGCUGAGGAAGAGGCGAAGAGGAAGGCGGUGGCUGCAGCAGCGGCGGCUGCAGACAGUCACGAGGAUGAUGACGGAGAUGAUGACGUCUUCUACGACAGUGAGGAUGACCAGGAUGAUGAUGAUGACAGUAGCGACCCCGUCUCGAGAUGUAACCCUUGCCCUGUUGUGAAGCCAACCUUCCUGUGUGGCACGGAUAAUAGAACGUACAGUUCAUUGUGCCGUCUGGACUAUCACAACUGCAUCCACCAUACAGUUAUCCGUGUCGGCUGCAAGGGAUUCUGCCCCUGCAAAGAUGGUGAGCUCCAUAUGCGAAAGAAGCAGCGCCAGUCAGAGAGGCUAAACAACCUGAUGAACAAAUUCAAGCUGACUGCUGAGAAGGAGAAGAAACAACAACAGCAGCAGUUAAGCAAGAACAACAGCAACAAACCCAUCAGAAUGCCACAGGACAAGUACACGUUCACCCCUGAAGAUUUCAAAUAUGAGAACAAACACUACAAAUAUAUAAAAUACACGAAAUAUAAUAAGGACCUGUAUGCUGCUACAAACCCACCCUACUCAGAUGACAAGGAUCGCCAGAGAGGAUACAAUGAGGUGCUGGACACGAAACCAUCUUCUGUUAACCACCUUUCAUCUAACUCCUGGAGCAAGGAGUGUCCCCCAUCUGCACUGCAAGCUAUGGGCAACCGUCUGUUGGACUGGUUUUCUGUUGUCAUGGCUGAAGCAAAACGUCGACGCACCCACAACAAAGGAAAAGCUCACUUCCCUGGUUCAUGCAAGGGUGAAGUGCGAUGGAUGUUCCAGCAUCUGGACUUGGAUGCAGAUGACCAGCUUUCUCUGCAAGAACUAUAUGAUUUGGAGCAUGACCAAAGUGAGAAAUGCAUCAAGCCAUUCCUUGAUGCUUGCGACGCUGACCACGACAUCUUCGUGUCACCGCGCGAAUGGUGUCAGUGCUUCGAAAAGACAGAUCGACCCUGUGCUGCUGUCAAGAGAAGGAUAAGUCCAGACCUUCUUGGAGUAUAUAUUCCUGACUGUGAUGAUCAGGGUUACUACCGCCCGACACAGUGUCAUACCUCAGUGGGCAUGUGCUGGUGCGUAGACAAGCACGGUGUGGAGACAGCCAAUUCACGCACACGUGGGAAACCUAACUGUGAAAAUUUAUUGAUGAAUACUAACAAAGCCACCAGUGCCAGCUCAGAUGGUGACACCAGUGACGAUGAUGAAGAUGAUGAUACAGAACAGGACAUAGAAGGCAGUGCUGAUCAGCCACUUGAUUUCUAAACUCUCCUCUUUGCCUCCAUCAGAACUGUGACCAGUGGCAGAUCUCAAGUCAAGAUAUGUCUGGUUGGGGGCCAACUCCUAUAACAUGCAGCUGGAGGAAAAGUUUAUGUACCCCUCUUAGCAGAGGAAUGUCGUAAUUAACUGUAUAACUUACUGCUUCAGAGACAAAGGAACGAUCUAACACAAAGACUUUUAUUAAGUACAUACAUAAACACACUGCACUGUUCUCAUUCACACCGUAUGGCAUAGAGCAUCAUUAAGCUAUAUGUAGCAGCAGACAGGAACCACAGGCAGAACCAUUGAGACAAAUCAUUACUCUCACUGAUAUUAAUGAUAAUACAUAUACCGAUGUUUAAACUCAGCUGCUUCAUAAUAUGCACUACAAAUCAAGUCACGUUGAUUCCUGAGCCUUUCUGUGAGAUGAGUACUUUUGUAGAUGAUGUCACUAGAGACAUCUAGUGCAAAGAAGACAAAAGGAAUGAUAAGCAGUGUUGGGUCUUACCACACCUCAGUGCUGUGUACUUAGCGCUAUAGUGUAUCACUUUUUUUCCCCCCUUGUAAAUGGUAGUAUUCUAAAAAUUUGGCAAUGUGGAUUGCUUUAACUCCAUUUGAUUUUGUUCCCCAAAUAUUUUUGUGUGAUAGUUGUCUGUAUUGUGUCAGUAUUGUCUGCAUCAGCUAAUGAUGUAUUAAAAGCUUUGCAGAAAAAAGAUUUUUGGAAUCUGAAUUAAUGUUUUUAAACAUAAAUAGAUUAAUUAUUAUGUGAGUGUUUGUUACUUACAAAUCAUCCUGUUUUCUUUAUUAGUGAUAAAAGGUAUGAGAAAAUGAAAUGAACUUACAGAAAUUUGUACUAAUGCCUCACAAUUGUUUAGCAUUUGAAACAUGUAGCUUACAGUGCACAGCAAAAUGCUUGAAACAACAAAGAUUCCACUAGCCACUAUGACAAGCCAAGUUCUUACUUCAAGUCAAUUGAGAGAUAAGGUGCAACAAAUAAGUACAUUUUGACAGAGUAUUAAUGAUAUAUAUAUAGUGAACAACCUUACACUCUUGCUAAACAAACCAUUCCUUAUUUAACAUUCCAUUUAAAAUGAAUGGCUUAGAUGCAAAACUGUUCUCGCAGUUUACUACCCAUUUAGAGUUUUUAUAUACAUAUAUAUAUUUAGUUAAGAUUUAUAUCUUGUUGAGCUGUUUGUAUUGGUUUAACGUUCCACAUCUAUAAAUGGGAGCUUCUUAUUUAUUGAAUGGUGUUAAAAGCUUUUUUAUGUUUGUCAUUUUCUAGACCGUCCAAUGCUUGAUUCACACAGUUAGCUUAGUCGACUAAUAAAUCUUCAUCAAGAAGUAUGUAAAUAAUGUCAUAUAUUAUUUCCAGACAGUACAACCCAUUCGAGUCACGUAUCAUUUUCAAGUAUUUGCUACAGUAAAGCUGUAUUCCAUGCUCAUUUCUUCCCUCACCCCACUGUCUUUUGUAGAUAUAGUUGUUGGGAGUGGAAGAAGCAUUCAUAAGAUGAGACACAGAGAUAUUCUGUAAAAUAGUGCAAAUUUUAUACCAUGUUGCAUUCAUAUAUUCUCAAAAUAAAGUAUAAUGUCCUUCUAACAUUAUAUCUAUUGCAUCCUUAAAAAAUGCUAUUUUAUUUUCUCCGAGAGUUUUCCGUGUUCGAGAGGAUUUUUUUGAAAUGGGAGCAUAAUGACAAGUGUAAGAUUUUCCAUCAUAAAACCAAAAAUAACUCACAGGAUGUGAGACAUGCCAUUCUGGUUUUAAUUGGAUGCCAUGUUGCAGUAACACCUAUGGCUAGUUGUUUGAAUCACUCACUGCUAGUAAGCACACAGGAUGUUUGCCAGAAGCUACUCAUAUGUUGUUAUGUGUCACUGAGACAAUUGUGUACUCAUUUUAACUAUAACAGUGUAUCAGUGUGCCCAAUUUUUAUAAGCAAUGUAACUUUAAUUUUAUUGGUGUGUUCUUUGUUUCUUGGUCAAUAGAAAAUAAUAAAAUGGUCAAUAUACUUUUGCUAACUGAACUGGUAGCUUUGGAAAAAGAGAUGCAAUCAACAUUGACCAAUGUUUAUUAGUCUGUUUUAUGUGAUUUUAAUGUUCAAGUAUUGUAGAAAAGAUAGGAAUUUUCUGGAAGUAGGAAUGUUUUAACUUGAAUGAUGCCAAACAAACCCAUGUAAAUAAACCCUAUAUUCAUUUAUCUUUCUUCCAGACAGUUUGGAAUCUCUUAAUGCUAAAGGCAAUUAUUUGCUUUCCUAACGUAUCAGAGUAGAAAAGGGCAAAUGGAAAAGAACAUAACUAUGGUAGACUGUCAUAUAAAACAUAGAUAUUGUGUAAGUAUUUGAAAUAAAGUUGUAUACUAAUUCCCAAGCCCUUUUAUUCCCAUUUACAAAAUGUUUCUGUGAGAUUGGGAUGUAUGUAUUGUCUAAUUAAUGUAAUUCAUAGGGGCAAACAAAAUAAAAGAUAACAUAUUUGGUAGAAAUUGUAUCAACACACAGGCAUGUAAGCAAAAUGCUGUAUUUCAUAAUGUAAUAUUUUUCAGAACAGAUAUAGCCCAAGUUCAUUUUUCACGCUCGUUUUUCAAGAAAAACAAUGAAUACAGUUUCUGGGAAUUUCUUCUAUAGAUGAACAAAAAAUAUGGCAACCUGUGUGGCAAAAAAAUGUCUAUAGAUUUAUCAGUCUCCACUCGUCCAAAAGGCUGAUUAUUAACUGGUGUAAUGUUUUGAAAAACUAUAAUUAAAUAAAAAUUGCAAAACUUU